This is a messenger RNA of Strongylocentrotus purpuratus (purple sea urchin), 2224 nucleotides long. RefSeq names its product ubiquitin-conjugating enzyme E2 D2. The transcript has 5 exons. The coding region runs from base 185 to 631 and encodes 148 amino acids. Gene Ontology annotation, molecular function: ubiquitin conjugating enzyme activity. Lineage: Eukaryota; Metazoa; Echinodermata; Echinoidea; Camarodonta; Strongylocentrotidae. Gene Ontology annotation, biological process: ubiquitin-dependent protein catabolic process; protein polyubiquitination. Gene Ontology annotation, cellular component: nucleus. The record is from RefSeq and is a predicted model, not a curated record.
ACGUGUGUUGUGCAAAUGUUUUUGUCGCAUGCGAAUUCCCCAUUAAUAUUAUUCAUUGAAGUGGAACGCAGGCUUUUAACGUGAGAGAGAACCUCUAACCAAGAUUCCAUGAUCAACUUCUGCUAGUAUUUAAGCAUUUUGUGCUUUUUACGUUCUCCACAAAGUAUAUUUAUUGUACACCGCAAUGGCUUUAAAAAGAAUAACAAAGGAACUUCAUGAUUUUGACAUGGAUCCUCCGUCGGCAUGCUCCGCUGGUCCUGUGAGUGAUGACUUAUUUAAUUGGCAAGCCACGAUUAUGGGACCAACAAACAGCGCAUAUGAAAGUGGUGUGUUUUAUCUCAAUAUCCACUUCCCCGCAGAUUAUCCUUUCAAACCACCAAAAGUAUCAUUUACAACAAAAAUCUACCAUCCAAAUAUCAACAGCAAUGGCAGCAUCUGUUUAGACAUCCUCAGAUCACAGUGGUCGCCAGCACUCACCAUCUCAAAAGUUCUUCUGUCAAUUUGCUCUCUGCUAACGGAUCCUAACCCUGACGACCCUCUGGUACCUGACAUCGCCCGCGUCUACAAGACGGACAGAACCAAAUAUAAUAUGAUCGCCAGAGAAUGGACACAAAAAUAUGCAAUGCUCUGAAGAUCGAACUAGACGGAGGGGAGCAGGAUUGAGGGUGAAUGUCUAGCUGUUCUCAGUGACCUAGCCAACCAACCAGCAGGCUUCCUGGACCCUCUUGCCCAUUGUAGGGGUCAGGGGUCAGAGGUCAGAUAACCUUGUAGCCAGCCUUGUUAAACCAAUCCUAUGCCGGUCCAAUUAUUAUUACAUUUCUACUCCUAGCUUACUUAGGGUGCGUUCAAGCGACUUUUAGUGACCGUGAUUCAGCAGAGUCACGAUACAAAACGCAUCUUUUUCAGCGUUUUAUGUUUGCGUUUUGAAACACGUUUAUUUUUACGACCGACGAAAAAUCGCUUGAAUGUAACAGUGUUUUGAACUAAUCGUCUUUAAAAAAAGGGUUUCUAGGGUGAUCUUAAAGUGUCGCUUGAACGCAUCCUUACAUAUCAUCCAAUAUUGCGAUCGUAAUCCUUCUUUUCUUGUCUCAUAUGAGGGUGGCCUCAAAGCAAGUUUAUAAUAUCGCAUCACGUACAGUUAGAGGUUUUGUGUCUUCUGUUGUGAUAUAUCAUUGAGAGUAAUGAUGGAUUGAUCAGAAUUUGAAAAAUGCUAGGGUUAGUAUUUAUGUAUCCUCUUUAAGAGAAAUAGUACCUUGAUUGCAAGUUGUUUUAAAGGAAAUAGGCAGGUAUGGCAUACAUUAACUUCAGGACUUUCUUAAAACCAAAUUGUAAGACACUUUGUUCUUCUUCAAAAUCGCUUUAAAUAGAAAUCAGUAUGGGAAGGUGCUCGUGUUACUAUUAAAGAAUGCUGUACUUAGUUAUGUAAUUUUGGUGUAAAUGUACAACAGGUAUACAACUAAGGUGUUCUUUCUCUCUGUAGUUACAAAUGCAGCAAAUAUUUUGCUUCUUUUAUGUAUUUAGAGAAAAAAGCUUCUCUUAUAUUUUGCUGCAUUCGUACUGCUUUGUAUGUAUUGAUGCACUGUACAGAACGAAAGUGUACAAUUAUGAGAUUUUACCGAUUGGAAGAAUGAGAAGUCUUUUUUUAACAAGCCAGGAAUUUGUAGGAUUCCAUUGCCUAGUUUCUGUAUAUGAGGUGCUUCGGUCUCGCUUUCUUUAGAAUUGAUACUGACAGAAAACUGAAGUUAAAUCAUAAAAAUUCAGGUAAAUGCAGGAUUGAAUUAGCUUUGCUUACACAGUCAUAUCGCUAUAUGUGUUUUUUACACAGUUCGAUGUUCACCAGCUUUUACUUCACCUGUUUUUCUUUCUUCUUAAAAACGUUUGGGAAGAAUAUACUCUUUGUGUUCUAUGUAUGCAUACAGUUAUUUUAUCCUGAUAUUUACAAAAAGUUGAUUUUUAUCAGAUGAUAUUUUUUAACAAUUGAUGUUACCUGUAUAACCAAACCAGAGUAACUCAUCUUGACUGGUGUACAUCGUUUGAAUAAAGUACAUGUGUAUUGCACUUUUAAAAAAGAGAAAGAAAAAAAAGUGACAGUAGCAAACCAAAUAUAAUGUUGUGUAUGAAUAGUAAAUGCUGCAAAUCAAAGUAGAUUCAAGUAGGAUUCUGGGGAACAACCCUUGGAUUAUUGUCACCCCAGACAACUACCUUAUGGAAAAUUUCAACCCCU